Messenger RNA from Pygocentrus nattereri (red-bellied piranha), 2225 nucleotides. RefSeq names its product CMRF35-like molecule 8. The transcript is spliced from 10 exons. The record is from RefSeq and is a predicted model, not a curated record. NCBI's taxonomy places the organism in Eukaryota, Metazoa, Chordata, Actinopteri, Characiformes, Serrasalmidae. Bases 544 to 1896 code for a protein of 450 amino acids.
GAAGUGGUGACAAGAGCCUGAUGGAAUUUUGACAGUAUCAAUUAGGUACUGAUGUUCCCCUCCAUGCCUCCUGGAGUCCAGCACCUCGGAAACAGCAUGCAUGGAGGUGGACAGCUCCUCAUCCAGCAGAUCCGGAAUCAUAGGCUUGAGGAGGGAGACGGUGAGGAAGGUGAGAAGAUACUGAGCAGACCUCCUCACUCCACUUAAUCCAGUUGUCAGUGGUUGGUACAUUCAAGAGUAUGAAGGUCCAGGGUGCCAGAGGAGGCUGAUAGCCAACAAUACACUGCAAUUCCAGCUUCUUCUGUGAUCACUGUUUGUGUGAUUCUGGUGCUGCUUCUGAUUGGACUCUUCAUUUUCAUUUUACGAAAAAGACUCAGGCCUCAAGGGUCAAAUAGGGAAGUGGGCAUGUCAUCAGUCUCUGGUUAAGACCCAGCUGAAGACACAGCACAGUCACAGUAUCAGAUGGGGACAGAGACAGAGUGUAACUUUCAGGAGCUCUGAUAUCUGACAGAGUUGGUGUUGAUCUAAGAUCGUAAACUCAGAAUGAAGAUCCUCCUCAUCUUCACCCUCUUCCUGAUUUCAGUAGGUGGAGGAGAAUCAGAGACAGUGACAGGAUAUUCAGGAGGAGGAGUCCUCAUCAAGUGUAAAUAUGAGACACAAUACACAUCAAACCCAAAGUACCUCUGUAAGGGUCCAUGGUCAAACUGUGGUGACAGGAUCAAGACCGGAGUUAAAAAUGAGUGGAUAACCAGUGGAAGAUUCUCACUGUUUGACGACACCAGAGCUGCACAGUUCUGGGUGUUGAUGAGAGAGCUCACUGUAGAGGAUUCUGGAACGUACCAGUGUGCAGUGAAUAUUUCUCAGCUGUCUGACAUCUACACACCAGUGGAACUGAAUGUGAAGGAAGAUCAGUCCUAUGAGAAGAGCAUCAGUGUGUCUGGCCAUGUAGGACAAAGUGUGAACAUCAGCUGCAAAUACCCACAAUCACACAGGAGUGGCAUCAAGUUUCUUUGUAAGAGGAUGGGGUAUACUACAUGUACUUAUAAAACACCUGUUAACGAGAGCAGAAGAUGGAUAGAGGCAGGAAAACUCUCUCUGCAUGAUGACAGAGUAAAGCAGAUCUUAACUGUGAGCUUCAACAGUCUGACUGAGGGAGACUCUGGUGAAUACUGGUGUGGAGCUGAAUCAGACUGGACAUCUGACCAUGUAUACAAGGUUUAUAUCACCCAGAUCAACCUCAGAGUUACUGAAUAUGAACAACAAGCAACAAGAUCGUCCUCAACAAGAACGACUCCACAAGGCGUAAAAGCAACUACGUCUGCAAUAUCUAAAACCACAGGAACAUCCGCAAUGGAGACAAAAACAACAGAAUUUCCCGUUUUCUCUGUGGUCACCGGUGUGUCUGUGAUUCUGCUGCUGCUUCUGAUUGGACUCUUAUGCUUCAUAUAUGCUCAGCGAAAGAGAAGCAAGACUCAAGUGCGAAUGUUGUACCAAAACCAAUCCAUCGUUGGCUCCUCAAGCAACCAGGAGGUUCCCUAUGUUCUGUCAGUCCAUGAGGAGAUUAAAAACAUGUUUUCUUCAGAUGCUGAUGUUUCCACAGUCUACUCUACUGCUCAACUACCUACAAACCCCUCAGAACCUUCUGAGACGAUUUAUGAUAAUGACCAGUUAUGCAAAAACCCCUCCGAACCUUCUGAGACCGUUUAUGAUAAUGUCCAGUUACCCACAAACCCCUCCGAACCUUCUGAGACCAUUUAUGAUAAUGACCAAUUACCUACAAACCCCUCCCAACCUUCUGAGACUGUGUAUGAUAAUGUCCAGUUGCCCUUAAGCCCCAUCAGUUUUUCAAAUCCUGUAUAUUCUACUGCUCCAUUACCACCAAACUCUCCUGAUUAGGACAUCUACUCCACAGCUCAGUUGCCCACAAUUCUCUCUGAUUCCUCAGCAAGUGCCACUUAGCAUUCAGCUGUAAAAUCUGCUGAAGGUCCAGCAUACACAGCCGUGAAUCUCAGCAAGAAUGAGGACGCUUCUAAUGAAGCUUUUACUAGGGCAACCUUGACCAAAGAGAAGGACUCAUGGCUACAUUACUGUGAAACAUGCCAGCUGUUGUGGAAGGGUCAGCAUGUUAGACCCGUUUGUUUCCAUCAGUUCUCAUCCAUUUCUAUAAAAAUAAAUAAAUAAAUAAAAUCAGUUCAUUAAAUAAAAGACUUUUAGAUCAAUGUAAA